Molecule: messenger RNA, 1779 nt
Organism: Rhinichthys klamathensis goyatoka
Lineage: Eukaryota; Metazoa; Chordata; Actinopteri; Cypriniformes; Leuciscidae
Gene: en2a
Product: engrailed homeobox 2a
Exons: 2
Coding region: 365-1162 (265 amino acids)
Biological process (GO): neuron differentiation; multicellular organism development; regulation of transcription by RNA polymerase II
Cellular component (GO): nucleus
Molecular function (GO): RNA polymerase II cis-regulatory region sequence-specific DNA binding; DNA-binding transcription factor activity, RNA polymerase II-specific
Source: RefSeq, a predicted model, not a curated record
AAAAAUCCGGAGUGAAAGUAUUUCACGAGCAGUUAGGAGCCCCACUUCUCAGAGUAGUCACUGAAGCCUCGAUAGUUGCAUUGCCCACAAAACAAAUAGCACCAAAUUGGAAAGUUACGGUUCAUCAACCUUAAACAGAGGACAUUCCGUGACUGGAAGGCGUAACUAUGUUUUUCCUUUGUGACCACGGUGCGCAAAGGCUUUUUAUUGUCGCUAAAACACACUGACAGACUUUCUUUCUCAGUUUUGAAAUUUUGCUUAAGUGAACAAAGUGGACGGAGUCGCCCGCGGAGUGGGGUGCGACUGCCUGAGUGCGGGAGAGCGAUAAAGGGUUAAGGACGGAACGUGGAAAGUGCGUCUCAGCAUGGAUGAGAAUGAGCAGAGCGCAAGAGACGCGGAACAGCGAGGAGCAGCGGACGAGUCCAACAGUGCCAUUCGACCCCUUCUGCAAGCUCCAGGGAACCUGCAGCUCCCGCACAGAAUCACAAACUUCUUCAUCGACAACAUCCUGCGGCCAGACUUUGGCCGUAAGAAAGAAGCAAACAUCACGCGCGAUGAGGGCAAUCACAGCGCUCGAGAGAAUCACAACCCUACUGGUCCUAGCACGGGACAGGUGGGAAGUACUGUUCCAGCAGAGGGAACUUCCACAACGCAUACGAGCAGCGGAGGAAAGAAGGCUGAGGUAGAGAGCGAAGAGCCCCUGAAGCCCCGCGGGGAGAAUGUGGAUCAGUGCCUGGGCUCAGAAUCGGAUAGUUCACAGAGCAAUUCGAACGGACACCCUAGUCAGUCUAUGCUGUGGCCCGCUUGGGUUUACUGCACACGCUACUCGGACAGGCCAUCGUCAGGUCCCAGAUCUCGUAAACCAAAGAAGAAAAGCGCAAGUAAGGAGGACAAACGACCACGCACGGCCUUCACGGCGGAGCAGCUCCAGAGACUCAAGGCCGAGUUCCAGAACAACCGCUACCUGACCGAGCAGCGACGGCAGGGUCUGGCGCAGGAACUGGGCCUCAAUGAAUCUCAGAUCAAAAUCUGGUUUCAGAAUAAGCGGGCCAAAAUCAAAAAAGCCAGCGGCCCCAAGAACGGCCUGGCAAUACACCUGAUGGCGCAGGGACUAUACAACCACAGCACCACGUCAAAGGAAGACAAAUCAGACAGUGACUGAGACAGAGACAGCGGGGAGGGGUGGAGAUGAUGGGUGGGGUGGAAUGGGAGGGGGAGGGGUGCGCAAGGUUAUAUUUACAAUGCAAUAAUUCAAAAGAAUAAAAGGGCCAGUUAAUAAAUAUACCAGCAUUACUGACUUUAAAUAGAGGCUAUAUCGAAUUAUGUCAAAAUACAUUUAUUGAAUACAAUUCUCUUAUGAAAUAAUGGUCAAAUUAUUUCAAAAACAGGCUAGGAGCCGUUUUUUGCACUUGGACAGAGUGGCUCUCUUGAGAAACAAGUGUUUCUAUCGCUCUUCUUUGUCAUGCUAUCACCAGAACCAAGCGUUUUCCACUAUUAGCGCAACGCUCGUUUAUACAUUUAUUAGUUAUGUGGGGAAAAUGCGAAAACAUUGCUUAAGUCCAAAGAGUAUUUUCUUCUGCAUCCAGGCAACUGUGAUAUCAAAUGCAUUAGAAUUGUUUUAUUUCCACGUUUGUCGUAUCAUUGAUUUGGUUUGAUGUUUGAUACAAAAUGGACGCAGCAAUCGUCGCAAUCUCAGCAGGAAUUUUCAAAAAAAGAAGGGAAAAAAAUGUUCUUCUUGUAAAUAAGUUGACCGUCUCAGCCUGGUUAAUUUAAAGAGUA